Messenger RNA from Limulus polyphemus (Atlantic horseshoe crab), 2357 nucleotides. Its product is annotated as synaptotagmin-like protein 4. Lineage: Eukaryota; Metazoa; Arthropoda; Merostomata; Xiphosura; Limulidae. The transcript is spliced from 5 exons. The record is from RefSeq and is a predicted model, not a curated record. Bases 97 to 783 code for a protein of 228 amino acids. Gene Ontology annotation, molecular function: neurexin family protein binding. Gene Ontology annotation, cellular component: exocytic vesicle; plasma membrane. Gene Ontology annotation, biological process: exocytosis.
CUACGUUAAGCUGUAUCUUCUUCCUGAUAGGACCAAGACAGGAAAAAGAAAAACUAAAGUAAAAAAAAAAAAUUGUCUCCAAUAUUCGAUGAUGUGAUGAAGUACCGUGUAGCAGAGAACGAGCUCGAAAGCCGAACCUUGUGGUUAUCGGUGUGGCAUAGUGACAAGCUUGGGAGAAAUGAUUUUCUAGGAGAAGUUAUGCUACCACUCACGAAAGAAGUAUUGAACGAUUCAAAUCCAGGACCACAGUGGUAUUCACUUGAAAACCGUACGGAAAGUUCUUUAUUAAGCUACAAGGGAACACUCACGACAGCUCUGAAGUACGUCUCUUCUUCUGAGAGCAGAAUAGGAGAACUUCAUGUGUUGGUCAAGGAGGCAAAAAACCUGAUAGCUACUCGGUCAAAUGGCACUUCAGAUCCCUUUUGUAAGAGUUACUUGUUACCAGACAAGUCCAAGAAGUCAAAACAAAAGACGCCUGUCCUUAAAAAAACCUGCCAUCCCGAGUGGAACUGUACCUUAGUCUACAAAAACCUUACCUUAGAUGAUCUCAAGGACAGAUGCCUCGAGCUUACUAUUUGGGAUCACGACAAAAUAACUAGUAAUGACUUCUUGGGAGGCACUAGACUGAGCCUUGGAACUGGUAAAUUUCUUGGCCGUCCAGUAGACUGGAUGGAUUCUCAAUGUGAAGAAAUUAGCUUGUGGAGAGUGAUGCUACAACAACCUGGUUUGUGGGUUGAAAGGUCACUACCUCUUCGGUCAACUAUGAUGAGUGGGAAGUUCUGAUGGAAAUAUUUCAAUGACUAAAUACCCUUCAGUGAUUAUACUAAGAUGUUGGAGAAAUUGCUGUUAUUUUUGUAGAACAUGCGUGUGACCAUGGAAUUACUUUUUAAACAAUAAUAGAAAAUAUACACAUUGAUCAUUUGGAUAAUGAGUUUCUUCUGUUUCUCGUGUUGAAUAGUCGACUCUUUCAAUAACAGAUUGAUGUUUUAGCACUUGAUGAAAUACUAGUUUUUUUGUUUGCUUUUAAUAUAAGACUUUCUCUCAUAAUUUUUGACAAAGAGAGUACAUGGUAAAAAGAUAGAUGAGCAUAAAUCUGUAUAGCUUUACACAGACUUUGUUAGAAAAUAUUUUCUGUGAAAUGUGAUUGAAUUAUAUUUUUCACAGACGUACUUUUCAUACCAAAACCCAUAACUACUCAGUAGUGCAACAUAAAAGUAAUAGUAAGAAAUAUUGGAAAUUAGAAAUCAAUUUACAAACUUUUUAUUAUCAAAGCUAAAAGUAAAAUAUCACUUUGAAGUUUAGUUUUAGGAUAUUUCAAUUAGUUGUUUUUAUUUGUAUGUAUGAGUUUGAUAAAUAGUUUUUUCAAGGACUUCAAACCUACAUUCAAUAAAGGAAAACAUUACAUGCAAUACUUUUUUUUAUAAAUUUAAUGUUUUCGUAAUGUGUUUUGUGGCACUUGAGCAAGUUGAUAAUAAAACUUUCUAGUGUAUAGUGUCUUUCUGCAAUACUGUGUACACAUAAAGUCGUGGUUAGGUAACUAUACUUAUCUAUUGUGUUUCAUAAUGAAAACAGUUUAGUUUUCGAAACUUUUAAUCACCAUGUACGUCUUUAAAGAACUUUACCAGCUACGUACUAGAGGGAACUGGUGGAAGGAAAACAAUUAGCAAAAUCGUAGUUUAAGUAAAGUGAAAGCAUUUACUGUAAAGCCCCAUUCAUUAAAUAAUGCACAAUUAUUCUACACCGAGUGUUGAAUUUGUUAGUAUAGUCCUGUAUGCUUUUCACUAGGAAGAGGUGUAAAAAAGCUGUGUUGUAAACUGUAUAUUAAGCUUCGGGGCAAACUAAUGUGCAAAUAUUUAGCCUAACUUGACAAUACUUUUUAUAUUGAUUCUGGUAAACAAGUAUCAUUUCGAAAUAACUCUACCUUUAUGUAUAAAAUUUAUUAUCAAAAUGACAUCUUUAUUUGUUUGAUUGUUUGUAGCUAAGUGCAAAGUUACACAAUGGGAUGUCUGUGCUCUACCCAUCAUGAGUAUCGAAACAAAGUUUUUACUGUUAUAAGGCUACAGACGUACUGCUGUGCCACUGGGGAGUUUGACACAAUAACUACCUUUAUAUGACAUUACUUAUAAAACUGAUGCUCUGACAGACAUAAUGACUUCAGUUAUAUGACAUUACUUAUAGAACUGAUGCGCUGACAGACAUAAUCACUUCCUUUAUAUGACAUGCCUUAUCAAAGUGAUUCUCUGACAGAUGUAACGACUACCUUAAAUGACAAUAAUUUAAAAACUUAGGUGCUAACAGACGUAAUGACCACCUUUAUAUGGCAUUACGUAUCAAACUGAUGCACUGACAAGGAUAAU